Ciona intestinalis (vase tunicate) is the source of this 1221-nucleotide messenger RNA. Its product is annotated as glutathione S-transferase omega-1-like. Gene Ontology annotation, molecular function: glutathione transferase activity; glutathione dehydrogenase (ascorbate) activity. The record is from RefSeq and is a predicted model, not a curated record. Gene Ontology annotation, biological process: glutathione metabolic process. Lineage: Eukaryota; Metazoa; Chordata; Ascidiacea; Phlebobranchia; Cionidae. Gene Ontology annotation, cellular component: cytoplasm.
AUAUAGAAAGUUGUAUAUUUUAGAUUGCUGAAAGCUGAUAAGUUUGCGUACAGAAUAACAUUGUAAACAUCAUGGUCGCUGAAAAAGGUGGAAACUCGAAGCACUUGAGACAGGACUCGAAGGACCCGGAAGCGGCCGAGAAUGACGUGGUGAGGGUUUAUGGAAUGAAGUUCUGUCCAUUUACUCAUCGCUUGAAACUUGUUCUUGCUGCAAAAGGCGUCGACUAUGAAAUAAUAAACAUCAAUCUGCAAAGUAAACCGAGCUGGUAUUUUAAACGGGAUCCCGAAGGAAAAAUUCCGACGCUCGAACAGAAUGGUAAUUUGGUAAUGGGAUCGGACGUGGCAUCAGCAUACGUGGAUGCUAUGUACCCUGGAAAACAGCUUGUUACCACUGACCCACUAAAAGCUGCGCAUGAGAAGAUGCUGCUUGAACAAUGGGCGAAAUCAAUUACUGGUUACCAUAACUAUGCCUUUGGGAAAGACGACAACAACGACAAGAUUAUUGGACCCAUGAAAGUGAAGGAAGGGUUUGAGAAGGUGGAGAAAUAUCUAAAGGAGAAUGAAGGGCCGUUUAUCUGCGGGUCGGAGCCUGGAUUAACAGAUUACAUAUUAUACCCACAUUUGGAAAGGAUUGGUGCCCUGAUUCCACUAGUUAUCACCCAGUUUGACCAUGUGAAAGCUUACUACGAUAAGAUGCAGGAUGAUCCAGCAGUACAGGCUUGCCGUAUUUCGGACGAGCAGCACCGAGAUUUCAUUCACAGAGCUUGUGCUGGCGACAUUGACGCGUGCGAUAUCGGGGUUGGGAAAUAGACGCACGUCUGAAAAGCAUUCUGUACAAAAUCUUGUAUAUAAUAAUUAUAUCACUAAAUGUAUAUAGUAUGUUGGGAGAAGAUGAGACACCGUUUCAUUCUAUUUUCUCGUCCCAUUUGGUAGAAAACAAAAAAUCAAGAAUUUUAAACCUGUAUCCUAGCGACUUUCAUAGACUGUUAUUAAUUGUUUAAAACUCGGUCAACAUGUUUGAAUAUUAUUUACUAAACGUGUCCCGUUUUUCCCCACCCUACUAUGCAUGCGUAAUCUGUAAACGUACCGUGAACUCAUAUUAUUCAGGUUUUGGUAUGUGCAAAGCUAAGAUGGUAGAAUGUCAUUCUGGUUGCAAUCUUAUUACUAAAAGUGUAAUAUCAAUAAUUGCGAAGUGCGCCAAUAAACCAAAUGCCGAAACACU